AAAACCUUUUAAACCUCUUUCAAAUUUAUUUCCUCCAAAUUUUGAAACGAAAUGUCUAAAGCAUCACAACCAGAAUUAAAAAAAUAUAUGGAGAAACGUUUAUUUAUUCAAUUGAACGGAGGUAGGAAAGUAACUGGAAUUCUACGUGGUUACGAUCCAUUUAUGAAUUUGGUAUUAGAUGAUACAGUUGAAGAAGUUUCGUCUUCUGAAAAACAUAACGUUGGCAUGGUGGUAAUUCGUGGUAACUCGGUAGUGAUAAUGGAAGCACUGGAAAAAAUUUGACAAAAAUAUUUUGAUUGUACAUAGUUUUUUUUUUGCUAUAUUUUAUAAACGGCAAAUAUUCACACAUGUAAUAAUCAUUAGAUAUAGAAAACACAAAUGAUUCAUAUAAAGCUCUACGUUUAAAUUUU
Molecule: messenger RNA, 410 nt
Organism: Rhizophagus irregularis DAOM 181602=DAOM 197198
Lineage: Eukaryota; Fungi; Glomeromycota; Glomeromycetes; Glomerales; Glomeraceae
Biological process (GO): spliceosomal snRNP assembly; mRNA splicing, via spliceosome
Cellular component (GO): P granule; U2-type prespliceosome; U12-type spliceosomal complex
Molecular function (GO): RNA binding
Source: RefSeq, a predicted model, not a curated record